Molecule: messenger RNA, 2152 nt
Organism: Trichoderma harzianum CBS 226.95
Lineage: Eukaryota; Fungi; Ascomycota; Sordariomycetes; Hypocreales; Hypocreaceae
Exons: 2
Coding region: 25-2055 (676 amino acids)
Molecular function (GO): protein binding
Source: RefSeq, a predicted model, not a curated record
CGGUUCCUUCGUUUCAGUUACGACAUGGGCAACGUCAGCCCAAAGGAUAGUCUUCUAUUCUACCCAUAUGAAGACUUCAGAUUGAAGUUACUCAAGAAAAACUUUCCGCGGCUGUUGAAUAAGCCAGCGACGGAAUACAAGAUGAAAGACAUAGCUCUGAACCUCCACCCUCAGUCCCAGGUCCUCACCUGCGCCUACUCCCCAGAUGGCCGUUUUCUCGCCUCAUAUUCGAAAUCCGACAAAAAAAUAUCCAUAUGGGAUAUCCAUAAUGGUACAAAGACUGAUCAGCUCCAGACUCGGGCUCCUGAUGGCUUCACUAUUCUACAUCGCCUUCUCAAUUUACAGGGUCUUACAUUUUCACCAGAUGGGACGCAAUUAGCCACAACCAACGGUAAAUCUUUCUUGACCUGGGCUUUACCGUCUCUCGAAGAGCACAAAUAUCGAAUCAAUACACCAGACACAAUUAGUUGUGUAAAGUUUUUGGGAGAUGGAUUAAUUGCAUUUUCAUCCUCCAACAUUAUUACUAUCUGGCGUGAAGAGACGGCGGAGAAUGUUCAUAUACUUCGCGGCCACAAAGAGGAUAUUACUAGCCUGGAAAGCUUACCCAAACAUCAGUGGUUGGCAUCUGCAUCACAGAAUGAGAGUUUUAUACGAUUAUGGGACCCAAACUCGGGAUUGGAAUUAUAUACCCUGAAUAGCCACAACCCUGGCAUUAGAUCCAUCUCUUUCUCAUUUGAUGAGACGAAGCUGGCAUCAGGGUACAAGGAUUCUAUCGAAAUCUGGGACUUUGAGAAUAUGGGCCCGGAUCCUCAGGGAUUAAAUAUGAGAAGAAUUGAGUACUUCGAAGACUCGAAACACGUUGAAUCAGUAGUAUUUUCGCCAAAGGAUCUCAGUCUGGCGUCAGUAUUGACCGGCGGCCUGAUCCGGAUUUGGGAUACUUGCGCCUUUCGGCACGAAGUGAAAGGCUCUGUUACUCAAAUAAACAGGCAUACCUGUGCUAUUCAAUGCUUAAGGUUCUCACAUAACGGAGAGUUUUUUGCUACUGCAGAUCGCGAUGGAAAUAUAUGUAUUUGGGAUGGGAAAACAGGAGAUUGUAAGAUUUCGAUUGAGAGCAAGGGCUGUGAAUUACACUCGAUCUCGCCGGACGACCAGAGCCUAGUCACUUCUUCUACCGAUGGUGUGAUGGCCAUUUGGAAUACAGGAAAUUGGCUUCUGAGACGAAAACUUAUCGGCCAUCAAGACAAGAUAUUAUGCGUCGAAUUCUCUCCAGAUAGGAGGCACAUGGCGUCAGCGUCACACGACGGAACCAUUGGAAUUUGGGAUCUAUUAAACGAGUAUGAUAUCGCAGAAACGAAACCGGCACAUCAGAUUAAGGCCGAGUUCGAGCGCUCGAACGCAUUCGACAGGAAAGGUAUUAUACGAGCAUGCAUGGCAUUUUCACCAGACGGAACACAAUUAGCUUGCAGCGUGAGAGGUGGUGCCGCCAUUCAAAUCUGGAACGUGAAGCCAGAUGGUUCACUAGAUGCGUCUCAACAACUGCACUCUGCAUAUGAUGCUUUUAAUGAGCGCCCCUUCUUUUCUGAGCGUAUCUUCUUCUCACAGGACGCCAAUUUCAUUAUUGCGUCUGGAGAUGGGCAUUUGAGUAUCUGGAGGAUAGAAUCUAAAAAACUCCUAAUAUUGAUUAGACAUGUGCCGAUGAUAUUUCAGUCUCUAAGAUGGGAUGCAAGGGAUCCGGGAUAUAUUUUUACAGAACUUGGACGCUUUUUCAUCGGCUAUGUGUUUGAUACGAAGGCUGAAACAUCGAAACCGAUGCGAUAUAAUGAUGGCUACUGGACGGAUAUGGUGAAAACGUCAUCGGGUCGGCAAUCAGAAUCGUGUACAUUAAAUUGGAGGGAACUUGAGAUUUGUUGCAAGGGUAAGCCAUUGGCCAAGUUUCCAUCCAGUUAUUUCCCGUCUCACUGGCACGGUAUAUGGAUGCUUUGGAUUCGCAAGAAAAGGAUUGCAAUGGGAUAUAAAUCAGGCCAUGUGAUGUUGUUGAACUUUGAGGGGAGAUGACGACAUAGAUAUAUGACAUUGAGAUUGCUGUUCAAUGUUUACGGCUGAUGGAUGGAUAAUUUCUUGACUUUGAGUCUUUGUUAGCUGUGAAUUGAUG